Molecule: messenger RNA, 2350 nt
Organism: Xylona heveae TC161
Lineage: Eukaryota; Fungi; Ascomycota; Xylonomycetes; Xylonales; Xylonaceae
Product: Glycosylphosphatidylinositol:protein transamidase, GAA1 component
Exons: 5
Coding region: 198-2018 (606 amino acids)
Biological process (GO): attachment of GPI anchor to protein
Cellular component (GO): membrane; GPI-anchor transamidase complex
Source: RefSeq, a predicted model, not a curated record
CCUGUCACUGCGGAAAUGAUGUUCAAUUUCCUCUAGUCUCGCGCGCCGCGGCUAAAUCACCCGCUUUACUAACAUCCUAACGCGACUUUUCGUCUUUCUGAAUUGAUCCAAAUAUACCCUGAGUCAAACUUGGCAACAUAUGGCGCGAUUGUUUGCGAGAGCCAUGCUAUGCCGAGUGCACAAAAAUUGAAGUCAAAAUGGCAUUAAUCUCCGCUGGACUUAUGCUCCAGCAUCAUCGACGAAUCCUAGCUGUGCCGCCCUAUCUCUCUAUCUUCUGCAUUGUAGUUGGCGUGAUCUGGUUAUUCCUCUUACCACUGAACGAUUAUUCCCGUCAGACCUAUAUUUCGGAAAACGCGUUGUUGCCCGGCCAAGUACACACAUAUUUUGGAGGAAGUGAGCAUCACAUUUUCAAAGCUUAUCGUGCUGAAGUCGAAGCCAUGACCCGAGAAGAUAACGAUCUAAUCCCACAAAAGAUAUCUGGAAUUUUCGAAUCGACCGGGCUCAAGGCUGCGCGGCAGGAGUAUCGCUACACCUUCUCAGGGAAGAAUACUUCUGGCGAGAACGUAUAUUCCAUACUUCCUGCUCCUCGUGGCGAUGCGACUGAGGCGAUAGUCUUAGUUGGUGCAUGGAAAAGCCUUGAUGGGCGGGUUAAUGUAAAUGGGGUUGCACUUGUGCUCACCUUGGCACGAUACUUCAGAAGAUGGUCUUUAUGGUCAAAGGAUAUAAUAUUUUUGGUGGCAGCUGACAGUACUGCCGGACCCCAGGCUUGGGCUGAUGCUUACCACGAUGCACAUUCCACUGUCUCAGCAGCUUCCCUAUCCCUCAAAAGCGGAGCAUUGCAGGGGGUCAUUGCCCUAGAUUAUGCUCAGCCAUAUCGAUUCGAUUCUUUGCACGUUAUUUAUGAUGGGAUCAACGGUCAACUGCCAAAUCUUGAUCUUUUCAACACAGUGGUUUCAAUCGCAAGCGGACAAAUGGGUAUCAAAACUACCUUGCAGCAGAUGUGGAAGCACGAUGACAAUUACAAAUCAAGGCUGCAGACUAUGCUUCGUGGAAUGCUCAAUCAAGGACUGGGUCACGCGUCUGGUCCACAUAGCGGCUUUAUUCCUUACCAUGUCGAUGCAGUUACUCUUCACGCAGUCGGCGAAGGUUGGCAUGAUGAAAUGGCCAUGGGUCGAACUGUGGAAAGCAUUUUCAGGAGCCUCAACAACCUAUUGGAACAUUUCCACCAGAGUUUUUUCUUCUAUCUGCUCAUGCAACCCAAUCGUUUCGUAAGCAUUGGGACUUAUCUUCCAAGUGCGAUGUUGGUCGCGAUUAGCUUCACAAUAAUGGCCAUUGCUUUGUGGAUCCAGAGUGGCCGAACUUCCUGCGCUUCAGACAAAUGCAACCUUAUUAAAGAUCGUCCUGAGGGUGUAGAAUUUGUCAAGCAAGAUACCAUGCUUGCUCUCGUUCCGAAUUCUUCAAUCGUUGUACCCAAAAGAAGGUUAUUUUUGCCUCUACUGUUCGUCGGGGCCGUGCAUUUUCUGGGGUUUGCUCCGCUCUUUGUCUUCAAUCAUUCUUCACAGUCGUCUCUUUUGUUGGCAUUUGCAAUUUUGUGUGGAUUCAACCUAAUAGCGCCACAAUGUAUUGCAACAGCACUCAAACGACUCUUCCUCCCAAAAGAAAGCCAGAUCCUCAUGAUAAAGUCCUUCUCCCUACUCUUCGUAGGAAUGUGCCUUUCCGCUCUCGCCACGCUCAACUUUUCCCUUUCCUUACUUAUAGGACUUCUGGCAACUCCUUUAGCCUUUAUCGGCCCCGGUAUCAUAUCAACUCCAGCGAAACUGAUCUCUUGCCUCAUCCUCUACGCAUUUUCACCGUCGACUAUUGUUCUUUUUGCCGGACGCUACUGGAAUUAUCGACUUGAAAACAUCCUUGAAAAAGCAUCAUUCGGUUGGAAUAUCUGGGGUAUGUGGACACAGGUUGUUUUUUGGUGUCUUUGGUGGCCAGCUUGGCUCAUCAGUGCUGUCCUGUGGCAUUGUUGAUAAAAAAGAUUUGUGACAAACCUGAGUUGGAGGUGCUAUCUAUGCAGGAUAAAGUUAAAGUACAGCUGCACAGUUGCUGGCGAAGUGAUAGCAUAUUACGCAGAAAUCAUCUUAGAUGUCAAAGCCACGUGAUGCUGCAUGUCCCUUCGGCAAGAAGAAUAAUUGAGUUACAGACGACGAUUUCAGACGUGUUAAUUGGCAGAAUGUUUUGCAGAUUCUAUCCGAAAUUCAGAUACCAUUGCUAGAUAGAGCUACCUAUCAUAAUGUUGUCUUCAACUUGUACUUGAAUGGAUCUGCAUCCCGAUAGACUGAGAAUUAGCGACCAAUAUCCU